UGUACUCGAUGAUCGAUCAGACUCUAAUUUCGGAAUUUGUCAAUUUUACAAUGUAUAGAAUGUAGCUCUAUUUUAUCUAUAAUGGACGUGUGUGCUCGCCUGUUGUUGUUUUUGGCGUUCAAUCAUCUUUCGAUCGAAAGCGCUCUCGCCUUGACAUACAAACUUAACGAUGGGAACGAGAUACCUGCGAUUGCCCUCGGGACUAGCUUGGGGCAUCUGGCUGAUGGAACACGAGUGUUGCCGGUAAACCACUCUUUGGCUAGAGCAGUACAAUGGGCGCUGGAAGCUGGGUACCGACAUAUCGACACUGCGUCCCUUUACCGAGUCGAGGACGAAGUCGGCCUCGGUGUUCGAAAUUUCAUUAACAAGGGCGAAGCCACAAGGCAAGAUGUGUACAUCACGACGAAGUUGUGGAACGACGCCCACGAUCGCGAGGAGGUGUUGCCAGCUCUACAGAAGUCUCUCGAAGAACUCAAGAUGGAGUACAUUGACCUCUACUUGAUGCACUACCCUAUGGGAUACACGAAAGAUGGUUCCAUCAGUAACACGGAUUACCUGACGACCUGGCAAGGCAUGGAAGAUGUCAAAAUGAUGAACUUGACUAGGUCUAUAGGAGUAUCGAACUUCAACAUCACACAGAUGCAAAGACUUUGGGAGAACUCGAAGAUAAAACCUGCUGUACUACAGAUUGAGGUAAACCCAACAAUAACUCAAAAUGAGCUCGUGGAUUGGUGCCGUCAACAUGGUGUAGUAGUAAUGGGGUACAGUCCAUUCGGCGCCGUGCUUGGCCGCAAGAAGGAUGGACCUCCACCGAGAGCUGAUCAUCCAUUGCUGCAAGGAUUAGCACACAGAUAUAACAAGACUGUUCCACAGAUACUGCUUAGAUACUUGCUGGAUCGCGAUAUUGUGGCCAUACCCCGAUCUACAAACAAGCAGCGCAUCAGACAAAACAUAGACAUUCUAGAUUUUAGCCUACGGCCAGAAGAGGUACAAGAGUUGUCAAAUUUCAACGUCAACUACCGCCUGCGAACUCCAGUGAAAUGGUACGAACAUCCCUAUUUUCCUUUUGAGAAAAAGAACCUUACUGAAGCUGAAAUUAAGUACCUUAUUGAACACAGUAAAGAAGAUUGAUACGUAUAUCAAGUAGAUGACGUAAAAAACUGUUUUCAUUUUAUAAAAAAUGAAACAAAUAUUGUUUUUUUUAUUGCGUUCCAAA
This is a messenger RNA of Spodoptera litura, 1216 nucleotides long. RefSeq names its product aldo-keto reductase AKR2E4-like. NCBI's taxonomy places the organism in Eukaryota, Metazoa, Arthropoda, Insecta, Lepidoptera, Noctuidae. Gene Ontology annotation, molecular function: oxidoreductase activity. The record is from RefSeq and is a predicted model, not a curated record.